GUCGCGCCCGCUUGCCGUCUACCUCCAGUCCUCGAAGGCUCGGCAAGCAGCGUCUUUAUGUCGUCGUCCAAGUCGUCUGUGGUGCUGGGUUACUGGGAUAUUCGCGGGCUGGCGCACGCCAUCCGCUUGCUCCUGGAGUUCACUGAUACAUGCUAUGAGGAGAAACGGUACACUUGCGGGGAAGCUCCUGACUAUGAUAGAAGCCAAUGGCUGGAUGUGAAAUUCAAGCUAGACCUGGACUUCCCUAACCUGCCCUAUCUCAUGGAUGGUAAGAACAAGAUCACCCAGAGCAAUGCCAUCUUGCGCUACAUCGCUCGCAAGCACAAUAUGUGUGGUGAGACUGAAGAAGAAAAGAUUCGAGUCGACAUAAUGGAAAACCAAAUAAUGGAUUUCCGCAUGCAGCUGGCACAACUCUGCUACAGCCCUGACCACGAAAAACUAAAGCCGCAGUACUUGGAACAGCUACCUGAACAACUGAAACAAUUCUCCUUGUUCCUGGGGAAAUUCUCAUGGUUUGCAGGGGAAAAGCUCACCUUUGUGGAUUUCGUCACCUAUGAUGUCUUAGAUCAGAACCAUAUGUUUGAGCCCAAGUGCCUGGAUGAAUUUCCAAAUCUGAAGGCUUUCAUGUGCCGUUUUGAGGCUUUGGAGAAAAUAGCUGCCUACAUGCAGUCUAACCGCUUCUUCAAGAUGCCCAUCAACAACAAGAUGGCCCAGUGGGGCAACAAGAGAAUAUGCUGAGCAGGAGGCCGACUUACACUGCUUGUGUUAUUCCCUCCUGUCCAUAGGGGGCCUGUACUCUCUUCUCUGCUCUUUUCAAUAAAUAGAUUUAGGCUA
Manis javanica (Malayan pangolin) is the source of this 834-nucleotide messenger RNA. Its product is annotated as glutathione S-transferase Mu 3. The record is from RefSeq and is a predicted model, not a curated record. Gene Ontology annotation, biological process: glutathione metabolic process. Lineage: Eukaryota; Metazoa; Chordata; Mammalia; Pholidota; Manidae. Gene Ontology annotation, molecular function: glutathione transferase activity.